AUGCUUUGUUGCGAUGCCAGACCCAGUCCUGAGACAGAAGAGCUAUUUGGGGCUCCAAGCUCCGGAGGAUAUGUCACUCGGAAACCCCAUGUGGUGCUCUCUACGAAGUACCAAGGUUUCUGGCUAAUCGUCUCCAAGCAGAUCAAGGCAGGUCUCGAAAAGGUUGGGUGUUCGGUUUACAAUCCGAACACGGAUAACGUGGAGCUAUGCAAGAAAAUGGAGAUUGAAGGGAAGGCAGAUGAUCGUUGGCUUCUGAGUUUCGAGGAGAACCUUGAUAAGGCCAAGGCCACCAGGGGUUUCUUGCUGCAAGUGCAGCAGGGUCUCAAGCGAGAGAAGACCUUCAUGCAAGAAGCGGAGGAGAAACUGGCCGGCUACAUCGAUGUGCCCAAGAUCGGACUUUAUGCCGUGGAAAACAUUCAGUUUCUGCCGGACUGCUUCCAAGGAGCCCUAGAGAAGGCCCAAGCCCAGUGGGCCACGGGCAUUCGAAGAGAGGUCGAGAUGGCCAGUGAAGUGUUUGAGGCCCUCCCAGGCCAAGAGCUCCCCAUCAAGGAUGGCUUCAUCACUGGCAAGGCCAAGUGCAUCUUCCCCGAGGGGUCGAUCUACGUCGGGGACCUCGAGCGAAGCAGGAAGCACGGUCGGGGCAAAGAGAUCUGGCCAGAUGGCAGCUCCUAUGAGGGCGACUUUGUCCAUGAGAAAGCGCAGGGGAGAGGGCUGCUCCGCUUAGUCAACGGCGAUGUCUAUGAAGGCGAAUUUGCGCACGACAAGAGGCAUGGGAAAGGCCUCUACCGCUUCGCCAACGGGAUGAGGGAGACGGGCUGGUCGCAAUGGGAUGAAGUAAUCGGCCUUGGAGUGAGACGUGGUCGCGGCUACCAAAAGCUCCAGGACGGAGCGGUGGUGAAGGAGGUGACCGAGGAGGAGGCCAAGCAGUUGGUGAAAGAGAAUGGUUUGCCCUCCCUGUGGUGA
Molecule: messenger RNA, 963 nt
Organism: Durusdinium trenchii
Lineage: Eukaryota; Dinophyceae; Suessiales; Symbiodiniaceae
Source: the annotation of a GenBank genome assembly